AUGGUGGCGGCGAGUUUUGUCGAACAAAAGAGGGAGAAUCUUGUGAGCUCUCCAUCUGUUGAUCCACUACUUCGUCGUCAUCAACUACAGUUUAGCAAUAAAGAUGGUGAAAAAAUUGAUGUGGAAGCUGUUAUCCAAGAUACACUACCAUCAGGAUCGCAACUAGGUACAGUAAUAGGAAUUCACGGUGCACCAGGCUCGCAUAAGGAUUUCAAGUAUAUUGUGCCACUGCUACAAGAAAAAGGAAUUCGAUUUAUUGGUGUUAAUAUGCCUGGUUUCGGACUGACUCCGGGUAUGAUU
Molecule: messenger RNA, 300 nt
Organism: Strongylus vulgaris
Lineage: Eukaryota; Metazoa; Nematoda; Chromadorea; Rhabditida; Strongylidae
Source: the annotation of a GenBank genome assembly